GCCGGCGAUGGCGGCCGUUUUGUCCCCUCGGGUGUGUGACAGCGACCCGGCCACGCCUGGAGCCCAGUCUUUAAAGGAUGACACAGAAGAAAAUUCAAAUGAUGGCAGCCAACCUUCUAAAAGACGACGAAUGGGCUCUGGGGACAGCUCACGAAGCUGUGAAACCUCAAGUCAAGAUCUUAGCUUUAGCUACUUUCCAGCUGAAAAUCUUAUAGAAUACAAAUGGCCACCUGAUGAGACCGGAGAAUACUACAUGCUUCAAGAACAAGUCAGUGAAUACUUGGGUGUGACCUCCUUUAAGCGAAAAUAUCCAGAUUUAGAAAGACGAGAUUUAUCUCACAAAGAGAAACUCUACCUCAGAGAGUUAAAUGUGAUUACAGAAACACAGUGCACCUUAGGUCUAACAGCCUUACGAAGUGAUGAAGUAAUUGAUCUGAUGAUUAAAGAAUACCCUGCCAAACAUGCUGAGUAUUCUGUCAUACUUCAAGAAAAAGAACGUCAGCGAAUAACCGAUCACUAUAAAGAGUAUUCUCAAAUGCAACAGCAGAACACGCAAAAAGUCGAAGCAAGUAAAGUUCCAGAAUAUAUUAAGAAAGCUGCCAAGAAAGCUGCUGAGUUUAACAGUAACUUAAACCGUGAACGAAUGGAAGAAAGAAGGGCCUAUUUUGAUUUACAGACACAUGUUAUUCAGGUACCUCAAGGAAAAUAUAAAAUCUUACCUACUGAACGGACAAAAGUUAGCCCUUAUCCAGUGGCUCUUAUCCCAGGCCAGUUUCAAGAGUACUACAAAAGAUAUUCCCCAGAUGAGCUCCGAUAUUUGCCGCUAAAUACAGCUCUGUAUGAGCCUCCUUUAGAUCCAGAGCUACCUGCAUUGGAUAGUGAUGGAGAUUCUGAUGAUGUGGAAGAGAGAGGUGAUGAAAAGCGUAAAAUCAAAGGCAACUCGGACAACUCAUCUGGCAACGUAUCUGAAGGAGAAUGUGCCCCUGAAAACCAGGAGGAAUCAUUUCAGGGAAGACAAAAAACGAGGGAGAAGAACUCUACUCCAAGAAAAGAAGGCUCCAAACGUUCUGUAUCCAAAUCAGUUCCUGGGUACAAGCCAAAGGCCAUUCCAAAUGCUAUAUGUGGAAUUUGUCUGAAGGGUAAGGAGUCCAACAAGAAAGGGAAGGCCGAAGCCCUAAUACACUGCUCCCAGUGUGAAAACAGUGGCCACCCCACCUGUCUGGAUAUGUCUGCAGAGCUUGUUGCCAUAAUUAAGACGUACCCUUGGCAAUGUAUGGAGUGUAAAGCAUGCAUUAUAUGUGGACAGCCUCAUCAUGAGGAAGAAAUGAUGUUCUGUGAUGUGUGUGACCGUGGCUAUCAUACGUUUUGUGUGGGGCUUGGUGCUAUACCCUCAGGUCGCUGGAUUUGUGACUGUUGUGAAAGGCAGCCCCCAAUUCCCAGGGGUAGAGGAAGAAGAGGGAAGAACAGUAAAGAAGGCUAAACUCAGUACCUUAUAUGUAAAACUGCACAAAGCUAGGAGCUAAAUUUGGUGCUAUUUAACUUACCACUCUGUAUAAGGAAAAAUACCACUCAAAUGUUUUUCACCAAAUAAAAAUUUAAGUUUUAAAGAUGGGGGAAGAUGCUUGUAAUAGAAAGCAGUGGGGGAAGAUGCUUGUAAUAGAAAGCAGUGGGUGAACACUAGGUGUCUAGUCUAUAAAUGCAACUUGUCAAAAGUGUGUUGCAUGUAUCUCUACUGCCCAGCAGUUAUUUCUACAGAGAAACAGCUCUUCUUUGUUCUACAUCUCAGUCAAAGUAAAUGAAAAGAUUGAAUUACCAGCAAGCAAUUACUGUUAUUUCACUUACUAUCAUGGCAGCUCCUGAAAUUUUGCUCCCAAGGGCCAUAAAGCACUACAAGCCUCUUGGAGCAAAGUCGGUGCUCAUGGAGCCAAGUACUAGAUGUGGUGGAAGUAAUCAUAUGUCUGAUAUACCCAUCUAUAAACUAGGAGAAAAUCAGGGGGUGGAGAUGUUAUCAACCUGAACACAUGAGAGAAGGGCUUCAACUCUUCCCCAUUAUAAUUACCUGAGUUUGGAUACUCUGUUCUUCAUCUCUGGCACUAAAACUGGCAAUGAACCAGUUAUAGACAAGCUAAAUUUGGUGCUAUUUAACUUACCACUCUGUAAGACCACUUAGUUUAUACAUGAAUGGGGCAGAUAUGUGAAAAACACAUUUUUACACAGUGAAGUCCACCUUGGCCG
Gekko japonicus is the source of this 2235-nucleotide messenger RNA. It is a transcript of the gene PHF10, whose product is annotated as PHD finger protein 10. Gene Ontology annotation, cellular component: npBAF complex. Lineage: Eukaryota; Metazoa; Chordata; Lepidosauria; Squamata; Gekkonidae. The record is from RefSeq and is a predicted model, not a curated record. Bases 8 to 1480 code for a protein of 490 amino acids. The transcript is spliced from 12 exons.